GGGUGAUUUUGAAUAUGACAGCAUAAUGAAAUUUGUAAACAUUUGAAAUCAGUACCGUACUAUAUUCUUCCUGUCGAUUUAUCUUCGCUAAUUCAAACACUAUGACGGACUCGGACGAUAGCACGUCCCGUUUUUCGGACCUCUACAAAAACAAAACACGCAGUGAAUACCAACAGUCGGAGCGUCGACAAAGGCUUCUGGAAGAACAGAAACGGCUUCGCCAAACGGAAGUAGACAGCUGCCGGUCUGGAUUACUAGAGCUAAUCGAAGCCGAAGGCAGCGAGUCAGAGUGCUCGGAUUCGGAGCACAAGCGACAGCGGCCGCGGAUCUGGUACAGUAAACUUUAUCGUGACAAAGCGCAACUUUCUGAGUGGAUGUACGAAGGACCGGCGGAUUUAGAAAACUGGUUUCUGGUACCUUGUCCGGUCGGAAUACGUUGUCUGUUAGUUAUUCGCCGAGGAUUGGCCGUGGCUUAUGACAAGCAUGGAAAAUCGAUUACCAAAUUUGCCACCAGCAUGGGCAAAAGGCAGCGCGUCACUGUAUUGGAUUGUUUCAUGACGAAGGAACGUAUUUUUUACGCUAUUGACCUUUUGGUUUACAACGAAAUGGAUUUGGUGCAGUGUGAGUGUCAGUUCCGGUUUCUUUGGUUGCGGAGUAAGCUGGAAGAGGAUACAUUGCAGGAAAGGUUUUGUACGUCGAAACAAAACAGGUGUCGCUUGGAAAUUAUCCCGUUCUACGAUUGUAAAGAUCGCAACCAAAUUGAGGAAUGUCUAUCCCGAUAUCCAAUGUUUCCUGAAAAUACUCGACUAGACGGAUUGUUAUUCUACCACAAGGAAUCAAAUUAUAUCUAUGGAAAAACACCUCUUGUAACAUGGCUGUUUCCUUUCAUGGUACCGGAUGUACUUGGAGAAGAUUUGCGGUUAACUAUAAAUCAUCACUAUCUGCAACGAAUACCCACAAAAUACACUGAACUGGGAUAUCGAGCCUACAUGGAGCAUUUUGAUGCUAAAUUAGCGGAGAAACAAUCACGACGCAGCAAAUCAAAAAUCACUUCUAUGGAUGAAGGUUGCGAAGAUACCGAGCCAUCUAGAGUAGCCGGUUGGGAACAAAUGGAAACGAUUUCUACCAUAGAUGAGAGCUAUGAGGACGAAAAUUGGCAGCGUAAAGAAUUGGAUGAGAUGCGACGGCUCGAAAUGGAAGGGUAACCGAAUAUUUUACUAUGGUCGGUACAUACAUGUUAGAAUAAAAAAUGAUACAAAUUUAAGAUUUACAACUUUCAACCUAUUUGAAGUGCACUCAGGUUUAUUCUCGUUCAGUUUGGUGCUUCAGAAAAUAAAUAAAAUGACGAUAUUUUAACGUGAUACGGAUUCCUAUUUAUUUCGUAUAUUAAUUUUAAUGAAUAUAUGAAAAUUAUCUGAAAUUAACUUAUGUUCAGGCACGUUCUGAACAACGUUGUUCACAUUUUCUCGGUCAUCUGGGACCACCGAUAAACGUUGCUUCGGUCCAAGGUAGCUUCACCAAACGACGUUAUAAGUGCGCUACACAUACAACGUCCCGUCACCGUGAAGUCAACGUAAAGGAAUGUAAUGUCAAAUAUUCUUCCGUGGAAAUCGUAUGGUAGCAUUCACAUAUACCAUCACCGGCAUCUUUGACGUCGGCAAAAUAAUUCCAAGAGAAAAGUUGACGGGACGGUGACGGUGACGCUGUAUGUGUAGCGCUCUAUAGUCUACAAUCACAAUGCGUCCGCGCACUUUUUUUCGCCCAAAAUUUGAUACUGAUUCUUUGAUCCAUUUUUCCAAAUAAACAAAAAUGGAAAACAAGCCAAAAUCUUGAGUUUUUCUACGAUCUGCUGCA
This is a messenger RNA of Toxorhynchites rutilus septentrionalis, 1854 nucleotides long. It is a transcript of the gene Snup, whose product is annotated as snurportin-1. The transcript has a single exon. The record is from RefSeq and is a predicted model, not a curated record. Gene Ontology annotation, cellular component: nucleus; cytoplasm. Bases 102 to 1205 code for a protein of 367 amino acids. Gene Ontology annotation, biological process: snRNA import into nucleus. Lineage: Eukaryota; Metazoa; Arthropoda; Insecta; Diptera; Culicidae.